Molecule: messenger RNA, 2920 nt
Organism: Eleginops maclovinus (Patagonian blennie)
Lineage: Eukaryota; Metazoa; Chordata; Actinopteri; Perciformes; Eleginopidae
Gene: chata
Product: choline O-acetyltransferase a
Exons: 15
Coding region: 178-2256 (692 amino acids)
Biological process (GO): acetylcholine biosynthetic process; neuromuscular synaptic transmission
Cellular component (GO): cytoplasm; neuron projection
Molecular function (GO): choline O-acetyltransferase activity
Source: RefSeq, a predicted model, not a curated record
GCUCGUGCCAUGCUGGAUAGAUAGAUGCUCAAAAUUAUAAAAGGACAAAAGAUGUGACAUUUAAAAGUAUUUCCGCCAGAAAUGGAUGCAAGUCUAGCUGCAUAAUCCUAAACUCCUUGCUUGAGUACCAGGACGGAUUGUUUUAUCUUUCUGAGUCUGUCUCUCUGCACUGCCAAGAUGCCAGUUUUGGACCAAGAGCCCUCAAGGGAUUCAGGAGGGGGAGAUGGUCUUCCUAAGCUGCCACUGCCUGCUCUGAAAGACACACUGGACAUGUACCUGAGCUGCAUGAAGCACUUGCUCACAGAGGAACAGUUCAACAAGACCCAAAAUGUAGUGAAGCAGUUUGGAGCCCCAGGAGGAAUGGGGGAGCUACUUCAGAGCAAACUCAUGGAGAGAAGGGAGAACAAGGCAAACUGGGUGUAUGAGUACUGGUUAAAUGACAUGUACCUGAAUAACAGACUGGCUUUGCCCGUCAACUCCAGUCCUGUGAUGGUCUUCCCACAGCAGCACUUCAGGGCUCCCAUCGACUCUUUAAGGUUUGCGGCACACUUGAUUUCUGGAGUUCUUGAGUACAAGACUCUUCUUGACUCUCGUUCCCUACCUGUGGACUACGCGCGCGGCCAGCUGGCAGGAACCCCUUUGUGUAUGGAGCAGUAUUAUCGCCUCUUCACUUCCUACCGCCUGCCGGGAACUGAGAGGGACACGCUGGUGGCCCAGGAGAGUAGCGUGAUGCCAGAACCUGAACACAUCAUUGUGGCUUGUAAAAACCAGUUCUUUGUUCUGGAUGUGGUGAUCAACUUCCGCCGGCUGAACGAGAGAGACCUCCUGACUCAGCUGGAGAAGAUCACCAGGAUGACUGACAGCGAAGAAGAACAUCUCCCACCCAUUGGUCUCCUCACUUCAGAUGGACGGACAGAGUGGGCUCAGGCUCGCAGUGAACUAAUGAGAGAGUCUACCAACAGGGACUCUCUGGACAUGAUUGAGCGUUGUAUGUGCCUGGUCUGUCUUGAUGACCCCUCUGGGCCCGAGCUAAGUGACACCACACGGGCAAUGUUGAUGCUGCACGGUGGAGGAGUGGCCAAGAAUGGGGGCAACCGCUGGUAUGACAAGCCCAUGCAGUUUGUUGUAGGAGCUGACGGCUGCUGUGGAGUCGUGUGUGAACACUCAGCAUUUGAGGGAAUUGUCCUUGUGCAGUGCACCGAGUAUCUACUCAAAUAUAUGAUUGGCAGCCCAUCAAAGCUGGUCAGAGCUGCAAGUGUGAGCGAGCUGCCUGCACCCCGCAGACUCCGCUGGAAAUGUUCUCCAGAGAUUCACAAACUCCUCUCCUCUUCUGCUGACAAACUACAGAGGCAGGUGAAACAUCUCGAUAUGAAUGUCCACAAAUUCUGUGAUUAUGGGAAAGAGUUUAUCAAGAAGCAGAAAAUGAGUCCUGACGCCUACAUCCAGGUUGCUCUUCAGUUAGCCUACUACAGAUGUCACGGCAGACCUGUGUCGACCUAUGAGAGUGCUUCUAUACGCCGGUUCAAGCAGGGCAGGGUGGACAACAUUCGCUCUGCCACACCAGAAGCCCUGACCUUUGUCAAAGCAAUGACUGAUGGGAAACUGUACACAAGUGAUAAAGAAAAGAUGGAGAUGUUACGCAGUGCUAUAACCACGCAGACUAAGUAUACCAUUCAGUCCAUUACAGGGAUGGGAAUAGACAAUCACCUAUUAGGACUACGUGAACUUGCCCAUGAACUGAAGAUGGAGAAGCCGGAGAUUUUCAAAGAUGAAGCCUUUCUCAUCAGUAAUCAGUUCAUUCUCUCUACAAGUCAGGUUCCUACUACCGUUGAGAUGUUCUGCUGCUACGGACCCGUGCUUCCAAAUGGAUAUGGAGCGUGCUACAACCCUCAGUCAGACCACAUUAUCUUCUCAGUGUCCAGUUUCCUCGACAGCGCACUGACAUGUUCAGCAGAAUUUGUCAAGUGUCUGGUUGAGGGACUCAUGGACAUAAGGGAUCUGUGCAAUAAAUGUAACUCCAGCUCUGAUGUAACGCAGAAAGAACAGGGUCAGACUCUAGAGACACACACACAAACAGAAACAAACUGGCAAAGGAAAACACCGCAGGGACCAGCGGAUAACACCGAGACUCAGCAAACACUGCCACAGGUUGUGCUGAGGAAGCCAAACCAGACUAAAGUGGAGGUUCAAACCCAAACUCCACCUGUGAUGUCACAGGCGGAGACACAAGCUUUGAAGAACGGAAGUAAAUCAUAGGAAACAGUCACCGGCAGUAAAAAGAGUUGUCGAAUUUGGUGCUGCCACAAUGUAUUCCACAAGUCAUUUACAAAAUGCACUGUAACUGUGAUACAAAGUGUUAUGUAAAGCUGUUUUGUUGUGUGAUGUAAAAUGUAUUAAGUGCUGAUGAUAAUCUAAUCAACUUUUUCUUAGGGAAUAUUAGAGAUGUUUGUUUAUAUAUAUGUUGUUUUCUGCUGUUGUCACACACAAAAACAUACAGCAGUCAUUUAAAUGUCUGUCAACAUGCCUUCGUGUGAACUUAAAAUUGUGAGAUUGUGUUGUUGUUUUGCACUAAAUUAUUUGCCAAAGAAAAUGUAAUUUAUUUGUAAUUAUUAGGUAAUGAGCAAAAGUAGUCAGUGUUUUAUGGUCAAUGGCUGAUGUCUCACUAUUUAAACGUACAUAUGGCAUGCUGCUAGAGACACACAAGACAUUUGAUAGUUUGUGUUACACAAUAAUUAUCAAUUUAUUAAAAUAAUUUGAAGGGAUUCUGAUUAUCUUAUAAAAGAAUGUUAAAUGUGACCAUAAGUGUGUAUUUUUAAAUGUAUGAGCAUAAUAUAUAAAUUCAGUUAUUUAUUUUUGUAUGAAAUAAACUAAUGUUACAAAGUGUAAAUGUACGUUUUAAAAGUAAGUAUGUGAAACUUAC